Molecule: messenger RNA, 1297 nt
Organism: Frankliniella occidentalis (western flower thrips)
Lineage: Eukaryota; Metazoa; Arthropoda; Insecta; Thysanoptera; Thripidae
Product: putative nuclease HARBI1
Exons: 4
Coding region: 305-1159 (284 amino acids)
Source: RefSeq, a predicted model, not a curated record
AUACAUGGUAUUUUAUAGCCUAUGUCAGUACAAUGAAAAUUGAUAGUCUCCAUCAGGAGUAGACACUAUAGUUGAGGAUAAAAGGUUUUUGAAUUUCCGAUUUCUUCUUUUUGCCAAUCUCCUGUUAAAAACUCUGCUAGUGUAUAAAAUUCCUUGCUUAAGACCCACCUCUUCACUCCCUUUUCACCCUUCACCGCUCACCCAAUUUAUUGUAGUUGUAUUCCUUUAUUCAUUUUUCUUAUUAGUGCUUUACUUGCAGCUGUUGAUUACGCUCUCAUUGUAUGCCUGUGGUUCCUACCAACGGAUGCUGGGGCGAUCUAUUGAUGCCGCUGUUUGCCAAACAACUGUGAGUCGGAGUGUGAAAGAAAUUACAAAUGCUCUAAACCAUGAAGAAAUUCUGAAUCGCUUCAUCAGAUUCCCUCUUACACGUGAAGAGAGAGCUCCAAUAAUUCUGAGAAAUGAGCGAUUAGGUUUGCCUCGAGUACUUGGUUUCAUGGAUGGCUUUCUAUUGAGACUGUCGUAUCUCCCACACGAUGCUGAGAGGCAGUCCUUCUUCUGCAGGAAAGGCUUUACUGCAUUUAACAACCAGAUUAUUUGUGAUGCAGACCUGAACAUACUUAAUGUUGAUGCCCGGUUCCCUGGUUCUCUGACUGACAACCAGAUAUGGGAAGCUUCGGCUGCCAGGAAUGUGGUCGAAGAGGCCUAUUGGGAGGACAGAUGCUGGUUGUUAGGAGAUUCCGGUUACUUUACUGCUCCUUGGUUGCAUGUGCCUCUUAUACAUGCAGCUCCGGAUACGCCUGAAUUUGAAUACACCAGAAUGCACUGUCGUGCCAGAAAUGCCGUUGAGAGAUGUAUUGGCGUUUUGAAGGGUCGAUUUAGGUUGCUUGGUGUUGACCGCUGUGUUAACUAUAAAGAUGCAGCUUAUGCUGGCAGAAUGGUAAAUGCUUGUUGUGUGCUUCACAAUUUCUGCAUUCAGAGAAAUAUUCCCAAUCCCCCUCCUUUGGUGGAAUUAGAUAGGGACAACGGCUACCUUCCAGAAAUAAAUGAACUUCCACUUCCAGCCAAUAUACAGCAAAGAGGUAUUGAUGAAAUGCAGUUCCUCAUAAACUUUGCCAAUGAAAGAAGACUACGCAGGAACAACAUUGUUGACCUCCUGUGAAUUGGUGAUAUUAUGGAGGGAUAUGAUUUGAAAUUCAAAUGUAAGAUAUAAUUUUGUAUAAAUGGAAGAUUGUGCCUUUUAAAUAAUUUUAAUUCUAGUAGCAUUAUUGUUCCAACUUGUGUUAGUUGAUGUAAGUUA